Olea europaea var. sylvestris is the source of this 1056-nucleotide messenger RNA. RefSeq lists its product as uncharacterized. The record is from RefSeq and is a predicted model, not a curated record. The transcript is spliced from 2 exons. The coding region runs from base 1 to 1056 and encodes 351 amino acids. NCBI's taxonomy places the organism in Eukaryota, Viridiplantae, Streptophyta, Magnoliopsida, Lamiales, Oleaceae.
AUGACCAGGUUCAACAAGGAAAGACUUCAGAUUCCCGACCUACACAUAACUGCAGCGGUUUCUGCCCUCACAUAUGCCAUAAAGUGUGAGGCCUUCAGGAUGUCUUUAUCCAAAACUCCGCCAAAGACAGUGACCGAGCUUCUUACCCGAGCCGAGAAGUACAUAAAUAUGGAGGAAACACUGAACCCGAGAAAGGUUGGACCGUCCCACGAUAGGGUCGAGCAUAAACGACAGCACGAUCCGAACCCCCGUGAAGAACAACAUCGGAAAAAACAGAGGCAGGAGGUUCCCCCGACGCCGUUCACGACUUUAAAUACGUCAAAAACCAAUAUAUUGAUGGAGAUCAAGGAUAUGAAGGAAUUGAAGUGGCCUGUCAGAAUGAGGUCACCACCCGAACACAGGGACAUGAACAAAUACUGUGAGUUCCAUCGGGACCAUGGGCAUACCACAGAGAACUGUAAGGCCCUACAACGGGAGAUUGAAGCCCUUAUCAAAAGGGGACUCUUGAGUUCCUACGUCGGUAACGACAAACGCCCGAGGAAUGAUCGUGGCAGGGAAAGUGCCCCUGAGGUAAAAAGGGAUGGUCAACCCACUACUGGAACCAUCAAUAUCAUCAUUGGGGGUAUUGCCUCGGGAGGAGACUCCAACAGUGGAAGAAAACAAUAUUCCCGACAAUAUGUCUUGGCGUCUGGGAUGCCUCAUGGAAAGCUGGAGGAUAUUACUUUUGGGACCGGGGACUUAGAAGGUGUAUCACUUCCACAUGAUGACGCCUUGGUAAUCUCAGCGAUUGUGGCCAAUUUUGAAGUGAAGAGAAUCCUGGUUGACAACGGGAGUGCGGCCAAUAUACUUUCACAAGAAGCUUUUGCCAAAAUGGGAAUCUCAUCUCACCAGCUCAAAGCGGUUAAAACUCCUCUCCAGGGGUUUGGUGGAGGAGUCAUCACUCCAGAGGGUGUCGUUGAGCUUCCACUAACUUUGGGUUCUGGCCAGAAACAGGUUACAGAGAUGACAUCUUUUCAAGUGGCGUCGAGUUAUUUAACCAUCAGUCGUGCUAUUUGA